CCUGAGGGAUAACCUCAGAGACCUGGAGUCUGUGAGGAAGCAGGAUCUCAGAAGAAUCAUAGAUCAUAGAAUGGUUUGACAUGGAGAGGACCUUACAGCCCAUCUCGUUCCACCCCUGCCAUGGGCAGGGACACCUCCCACUGUCCCAGGUUGCUCCAAGGCCCGUCCAACCCAGCCUUGGGCACUGCCAGGGAUGGGGAGUCCACAACUCCCCUUAAUACCCCACUGUAAGUGAUUAACCCCAGAGGUUAAUCACUCCCUAUAACUGCUCCUCCAUCCCUCCGUGCUGUAGGAAAUUCCCAGGUGCUGAGCUUUACUGGCUCAGCUCUCCUCUCUGAAGGGAGAGGGAAAAGCCACCAGGCCCUUCCCGCUGUGCAUCCUCUGUCCCUGCUGUAAAUCCCCUCUGUGUUCCCUUUCCAACUGACUGGUCCCUGCAGAGGAGCAGCCUCGGGGGCCUGUGGAGUUCCACAUCCCUCACACAGCUCUGAAGGACAGGAAAGGACAGCGGGGCCGGAUGCUGCUGUUCUGCGCCAGCGCCCUCCUUACUGCAAUUACAGUCCUGUUAGAAACCUCCACCUUAUUUAAAGAGACACUGUCAACUGCCUCAAAGCUCCUUUCUGCAACAGGCUCCCAAGGCCACUGAGAUGUGUUUUUAAUGAGGAGGAGAAAAGCACUAAAGAUAAACAGCACUGAUAAAGUAGAGGUGCUUCUCAUUUUUUAGGCUGUUGAAUCUAAUGAAUUAAAACUACUUCAAUUAAUCACUGUAGUCCCUUCUGACAAAAUUAUCAUCUCAGUUUCCAAAUGAGAGGAGUGAGGCAAGAGGAGCUGAGUGAUGGGAUCAAGGUUGCUCUGUGAGUUUGCUGCAGAGGUCUGGGUUAUAAGGUGGUAAAGGAGACUGAACCAGUGUUUGAUUGUUGGUGGCAGCAGGAAAUACUCCCCAGAGGCACCAUGGUGAGCUGUGAUGUAGUCCCUUCUCUAGGAGGUGCUCCAGCACAUGCAAUAUGGGAUCCAAGGUCUAAGGCUGGGUGAAUGCCAGGUCCUGGCUGGUCUGAUGGGCUGUGCUUAUCUGUGUACCACCAUGAAAGACCUUUCCAGGACUGGGAGAAGGGCUUUACUAAGAAACUCCAGGCUCACCUUCCCUCACUUCAAAGACUGCAGAUCAUCAGGAACCCCCUGAAUGUGUACAUCCCUGCAGGGUCACUGCCAUGGUACUGAAAGUGUUCUUUCCAUCGUGCUGCUCCUCAGCAGACAGCGGCAUUUUGAUCGGCCGCUGGAUCUCCGAGCAGAACUCUGCUGUCAUCCUUGCUGUGGUGCACUUCCCCUUCAUCCCUGUGCAGGUGAAGCAGUACCUUGGGGAAGUCCAGCGUGUGACUCAAGUCAGUGUUUCUGUGCUUGGCUCGUGGAGCAAUAGCAAACAGGAGAAAGAGGAGAGUCUCAGUGAGUUCUUGGAAGACCUCGGGACCAUAUUCUGCCAUGAGCCAUGGAUCCAGAUAAGCAAAGAGGGAGACAGCAAAUUCUGGAGCUGUUCUAUCCUUCAGAAACACUCUACGAACCCUCAGGAGGAAGAAAUCAUCUUGGUGUACUAUGACCAGCGCAAGGUCAUGCUUUCCCAUCUGCACCCCCCUUUGGACACAGCUGGGCAGGGGGCAGAGGAUGCCUCAAAGCUCUCGGCCAUCUUUGACACGGUGGCCAGGAGCCAGGUGCUGUUCAUGACAGACAGGUACGACGAGGGGCCCAUCAAGCUGACCCACUGGCAGUCGGAUGGGGUGGAGGCCAGCAUCAUCGUGGAGCUGCUGAAGCAGGCCUCUGUGCCUGCCUGCAUGCUGCUGACACUCCUGCUCUCUCUGCUCUCUGGGAUCUGCAGGAGCAGGGUGCUGAAGUUUUGGCCUUUGUCUUUCUUGUGGAGCAAACUCUCAACCUGUGAGCAGCUGGGACACCGCCUGCAGCACCUCCAGGUCAUCAGCAGCAACAAGAAGGCUCAAAACCAAAAUCAGCUGAUGAGGAAAGCCAACAUCUUUGUGUCUCUGCUGAUUGAUGUGGCCCUGGGGAUACUGCUGAUGUCGUGGCUGUACAGGAAGAACCGCAUUGGUCACCUUGCUGACACCCUCAUCCCUGUGGCUGACCACGUGGCUGAAGAGCUGCAGGACCUGCUCCAGUGGCUGAUGGGAGCCCCAGCUGGACUGAAAAUGAACCGAGCCUUGGACCAAGUCUUGGGCCGCUUCUUCCUUUAUCACAUCCAUCUGUGGAUCAGCUACAUCCACCUGCUGUCCCCGUUCAUUGAGAUGAUCCUGUGGUACGUGGGGCUGUCGGCCUGCCUGGGGCUGACCGUGGCUCUCUGCAUCCUGUCCGACAUCAUCGCGCUCCUCACCUUCCACAUCUACUGCUUCUAUGUCUACGGGGCCAGGCUCUACUGUCUGAAGAUCUACGGCCUGUCCUCUCUGUGGCGCCUGUUCCGGGGCAAGAAGUGGAACGUGCUGCGGCAGCGGGUGGAUUCCUGCUCCUACGACCUGGACCAGUUAUUUAUUGGCACUUUGCUGUUCACAAUCCUGCUGUUCCUUCUGCCUACAACUGCACUGUAUUAUUUGGUGUUUACCCUGCUCCGCUUGCUGGUGGUGAUUGUGCAGGGCCUCAUACACUUGCUGGUGGACCUGAUUGACUCCCUGCCUCUUUAUUCCCUCAUCCUUCGCCUCUGCAGAUCCUACAGGCUCGCAGCUGGAGUGAAGUUCAGAGUCCUUGAGCAGCAGGAUGGAAAGCCUCUACGUCUCCUGAUGCAGAUCAACCCCCUCUCCUAUGGAGGUGUGGUCCAGACCUACAGACUGCCCACCUACAGCUGCUAUCCCAGGGACUCCUGGGCAUCUCUCUGCAAGAAACUCUUCCUUGGAGAGCUCAUCUACCCCUGGAAACACAAAGGAGACAAGCAGAACUAAAGACAGUGGAAGAACUUGGGAACUUGACCUGAAAAACUUAACAACUAAUGCUUUGGGACCAAAGGCUGCUCAGAGCCAGCAACUGCUUCAUCCCUUUAAACAGAUUUUGAUAACAUAGGAAGGGCUGAAUUUUUAAAGGCAAGUAUUUUUAAACAUUAUUUUUCAACUUUCUCCUCCCCUGCACUGUGUUUGUAUAUUAUGCUAAUGAUUAUUUUGGAAGCAAAAGGUGAAACCCAUCAGUGCCUCAUGAAACCAGCACUCAGUGUCACGGAGGGAGCAGCUCCCAAAUGGUCUGGGGAUGAAUUUCUCCUUCCAUGUCAGCUCACAGGGCCAUAGCAAAUCAGCCCCUCAGGUGGUUUGGAGCCACAAUGCUGUGGUGCCUUCAGCCAGAGCAUGUUUUUAUGCCUCAGACCUCAAGCCAGCUGAUCAAAACCAUGUGGAGAAUCAGCUCGUGGAGUCCUACACUGAAAACUGAGCAGCUGGGUGUCUGAGCUCAUGGGAUAUUUAUUAACUUCUUUUGAGGAGGGCCUGCACUCACCCUCACUGCAGCACCAGAGGUGUUGGAGAGUGAGGCUGGAGGCCCAGAAGCACAGACUGUUUUAUCAUGAUUCUGUGAUUUCUCUUGGGAGAGUGCUUUGGAUACAUUUCCAAAGUGCAGGAGUGCUUGGCUUUCCGUGUUCUGGUCUCAUUUUGAUGUGUCUCCUAUUCUCUGUCUUGGAAAGAGUGCCUGUGCACUGCAGGAUGUCCCACUGGGCAUCAGUGGUUGUGUCAAAUUUAAAUACAGUCCUGACCCAAAAUACACUUCCUGCAGCUCUGCUCAUUCCUCUGCCCCAGCUCAGACAAGGCCUUUGAGGUUUCUUAGGGCCAUGUGAGGGAUGCAGGACUACAUGGGCACUACAUGGUGCCCUGUCACCCUGAGCCAGGGCAAAUCCCUGGGAAAGCCAGUGUGGCAAAGCCCCCCUCAUCAUCUGCCUUUACAGGCUCUGGUGGGACAUCCCUGCCUGCAGAAACUGCAGAGAACAAGCUGUUCUGGGCUUAAAACUCCUGUGCAGCAUCUUCUUGUCCUGGAAUGAUCACUACCUGAGGAAUUCUCUGCGCUCCAGGUGUGAAUAACUGCAGGCUGUGAUGCACUCAGUGGAAGAAUGGUGUAAAUAACAUUUUCACUGCAGCUGAAGUCAGAGUCAUGAGCCCCAUCCUCACCUGGCACUGAGCAGAGCAGGUUUACACCUCACCUCCCUCUCAUCUUUCCUGUGGAGCUCCUAAAUGGUAUCCCCUGGUUCCUCCCACGCCUGCACAGUUCAGUUUGCUGACUGCUGUGAGAAACUUUGUUACUUUUGGUCUAGUGAAAGGAAUGUUUCUAAUAUCCUGGCUUUUAAAAUCUGCCUGUGGGACCAGACAGUUCAUGCUGGUCCUAAUCAAGGUACAAAUCCUUAGGUACAAAUGCCAUGAUAGCCCCAGAGACAGCACAGAGCCACAAAAACCAGCAGCUGUGACCUUCCUACUGGGACCCUGCCAGAUGUAUCAGAUGUUCCAGUGUUGGGUUUGUUUACUGAAGGCUGAUACUGACUCUGGCGUGGGGAAAUACCAAACCAAGGAAAAGCUCCUCCUCAAACCUGAGACCCUGAGUCUUCUCAAGGGAGAACGUGGAGCAGCCCAGCUGGGCAGUGGCAGCUCCUUGUGCCUGCAGUUCUCCUGUGUCACCCGGAGUGGUGCCUGAGCUGCCUCUCUGCUCCUUGCACUGGCUGUUCUCCUUGCCUGCAGUGGUAUCUGAGCAUCUGAGUUGCUCCUGCUGGAUGUUUGCCAUGUCUCUCCUCUUCCUUUCCAGUCCCUGCUGGAAGAGUCUUCCCCCACCCUUUCCGACUGUGUGCAGGGACAUUACAGCAGUGCAGCAGACAUCCUGCUCAGGAGCACCUGACCUUAUGUCAUCUCUCUAAUUAGAGUUAGGAUCUGCCUCAUCUUCCACAGCAGCACAGACUGGCCCAGUGCUGGCAUUUCCUCCGGGAAGAGGCUGCUGGUAAGGCUCUGGCUCUGAUUUGUCCUCAGAUCCAUGUUAUCCAGAGCAGCUCUUGGAUGAGAAGUAGUUAAAAAUUCCAGUUCUCCCAUUCCUACCACGCACCCCUUAUAGCAGGCAGCAGGCAGGCUUUGCCAGCCAUCAGUCAAAGACUCUAAUCUUACAGACUUCUUUUAAUACUGCAUUUCCUUAUUAUUAUUUCUCCCACCUUUUGGUUCCCAGUGCUGCCACAAACCCCCUCUUUACAUAGGCAGGGGGUUUGUGAAGGAAAAUGUGAUUCAUUGUGUGAAAAACUCUAUCCUAGAGAGAAAUUCUGCCUUGGAGAAAUACUUUCUUCCCCUAACCAGGACAGCAUGUGACGAUGCUGAAAGGAAACCUCAGUAAUUACUGCACUGAAAGCUCUGGUUAUGGCUUUGGGAGUCUUCCCUGAUGCUGCUGCUGGACUGUGCCCUGUUCAGGCCCACACAAAGACUCUUGCACAAAUACACAGCCCAUAUAUUGACUUCCAGUAGUGUAAGGAAAAUCUACAUUUCACCCUGCAGAGAAUGAGCUGCUUUCCUUCUGCCCUGUGCUGCCUCUUCCUGCUGCUCCAACACCAUCUUCUUGCAUAACUUUAUCCCUCAGUGAUUUAGCCUUUAUGAUGGUCACACCAUCCCAGGGAGCUGCUGGAGGUUGUGAUCAUCUCCUCCAGCCCCUGCUCAUGCAGGGCCACCCAAGGCUGGUCACCCAGGACUGUGUCCAAGUGGCUUUGGGCUAUCUCCAAGGAUGGCAGCUCCAACAACCUGUGCCAGUGGCUGGUGACCCCCUCAGUGAAAGGUGUGCCUGGUGACCCCCUCAGUGAAAGGCUGUUCCCUCUCCCAGCAGGGUUUGAUGUGUUUCAGUUCAUGACUCUCAUCCUGGUGUUGUGCAGAGCUCGGUGACACCGUAACUCAGAUUGCCUCAGGAAUGGGAGCAUUGGCAGUGCUGUGCCAUCUCUGCUCCUGUUCCCCCUCUUCAGGCAUUGCUUGCAGCCCCUUUGCCUUUUGGGGGAUGAAGCCUUGGUUAGGGGGUGCCUGUGCAUUGACUCAGAUCCCUUUCCUGCUCCUUGGUCCUUUUCUGGACUUGGGAGCAGAGAGCCCUUUCCUGCCACACUCCUGCCUGUGCUGAGCUCACAGGGGGAGCAGCACCCCAAACCUGGCAGUGUCCAGGUCUGCAGGGUCAGGGAACAGCCCAGAGUGUGGAGCCCUGGGCUCUGCAGGGGGACUGUGCUGUGCACACACAGGGGAUGGCUCUGGGUCUCAGCUCAUCUCCCACAUGACAGGAGGCCACAGGGCUUCCCAGCUGGAUUGGGAGCUUUGGGUGCAGGAUAAACACGUUCAGAGCAAUCCAAGCCCCAUGUGGGCAGCUGAUCUGCCUUCCUGGAUGAGAACAGUGCCCACCACCUUUGUCUCUAGCCCACCAUUUUGCAUUAGGGGUUGCUGCAAGAGUCUGUCACCUUUGGCUCCAGCCCUUAUCCAUGCCUGGGCCUCAAACCAGGAAAGCUCAAACCCCCCCAUUUACCAUCUCAGCAAGCUAAAUAUGAGGAGUGUUCCUGCACUGAUGAGUGCUGCAGGUGACAGAACACUGCCCUGCAUUCCCAGGCAGGUGCUGGGGCUGGGAGCAGUGGAGGUGUCUGGGGGAAGAACCCAGGACCAGCUCGGGGCAGGGACAGGCUGCAGCUCCUCUGCCAUCCACUGUUAGUGAACAUCUGGCACUGGGGAAGUUCGUGAGAACUUCACAGUUCUUGUAAUCAAUCCUCCUCACAGUGUUUUCUGGUUUUGAGUAAAGUAUUAUAAAAGA
Molecule: messenger RNA, 6756 nt
Organism: Melospiza melodia melodia
Lineage: Eukaryota; Metazoa; Chordata; Aves; Passeriformes; Passerellidae
Gene: PIGQ
Product: phosphatidylinositol glycan anchor biosynthesis class Q
Exons: 11
Coding region: 1206-2927 (573 amino acids)
Biological process (GO): GPI anchor biosynthetic process
Cellular component (GO): endoplasmic reticulum; membrane
Source: RefSeq, a predicted model, not a curated record